Messenger RNA from Lynx canadensis (Canada lynx), 2753 nucleotides. It is a transcript of the gene IFFO1, whose product is annotated as intermediate filament family orphan 1. Bases 38 to 1756 code for a protein of 572 amino acids. Lineage: Eukaryota; Metazoa; Chordata; Mammalia; Carnivora; Felidae. The record is from RefSeq and is a predicted model, not a curated record. The transcript has 10 exons.
CUGUAGCGGUCUCGGUCUCCCAGCAGAAGACGCAGCCAUGAAUCCGUUAUUCGGCCCCAACCUCUUCCUCCUACAACAGGAGCAGCAGGGGCUGGCCGGACCGCUAGGGGAACCCCUGGGAGGCGACCACUUGGCCGGCGGAGGGGACGUGUCCCCGGCGCCGCUCGCCCCGGCCGGCCCAGCUGCCUACUCGCCGCCCGGGCCGGGCCCGGCGCCCCCCGCCGCCAUGGCACUCCGCAACGACCUGGGCUCCAACAUCAACGUGCUCAAGACCCUGAACCUCCGGUUCCGCUGCUUUCUGGCCAAGGUGCACGAGCUGGAGCGCCGCAACCGGCUGCUGGAGAAGCAGCUGCAGCAGGCGCUGGAGGAGGGUAAGCAGGGCCGGCGGGGCCUGGCUCGCCGCGACCAGGCCGUGCAGACCGGCUUCGUCAGCCCCAUCCGGCCCCUGGGGCUGCCCCUCGGCGCCCGGCCGGCCGCCGUCUGCACCCAGUCGGCGCGGGUGCUGGGCUCGCCCGCGCGCUCGCCAGCCGGCCCCCUCGUGCCCUCCGCUGCCAGCCACUCGUCGCCCUCCACCUCCACCUCCACCUCCUACUCCUCGUCAGCCCGCUUCAUGCCCGGCACCAUCUGGUCCUUCUCUCACGCCCGCCGGCUCGGGCCGGGACUGGAGCCCACUCUGGUGCAAGGGCCUGGCCUGUCGUGGGUGCACCCCGACGGGGUGGGCGUCCAGAUCGACACCAUCACCCCCGAGAUCCGUGCGCUCUACAACGUCCUGGCUAAAGUGAAGCGCGAGCGGGACGAGUACAAGCGGAGGUGGGAAGAGGAGUACACUGUGCGGAUACAGCUGCAGGAGCGAGUGAACGAGCUGCAGGAGGAAGCCCAAGAGGCUGACGCCUGCCAGGAGGAGCUAGCGAUGAAGGUGGAGCAGUUGAAAGCGGAGCUAGUGGUCUUCAAGGGGCUCAUGAGCAAUAACCUGUCUGAGCUGGACACAAAGAUCCAGGAAAAGGCCAUGAAGGUAGAUAUGGACAUCUGUCGCCGCAUCGACAUCACCGCCAAACUAUGCGACGUGGCUCAGCAGCGCAACUGUGAGGACAUGAUCAAGAUGUUCCAGAAGAAGCUGUCUCUGCACUUGUCUCCCAUUAAGGUCCCAUCCAUGGGGGGGCGGAAGCGGGAGCGCAAGGCUGCCAUCGAGGAGGACACCUCCCUGUCGGAGAGUGACGGGCCCCGCCAGCCCGAUGGGGAUGAGGAGGAGAGCACAGCCCUCAGCAUCAACGAGGAGAUGCAGCGCAUGCUCAACCAGCUGAGGGAGUAUGAUUUUGAGGACGACUGUGACAGCCUGACUUGGGAGGAGACUGAGGAGACCCUGCUGCUUUGGGAGGAUUUCUCAGGCUAUGCCAUGGCAGCCGCAGAGGCGCAGGGAGAGCAGCAGGAAGACAGUUUGGAGAAGGUGAUCAAAGAUACCGAGUCCCUGUUCAAAACCCGGGAAAAAGAAUAUCAGGAAACCAUUGACCAAAUAGAGCUGGAGCUGGCCACGGCCAAGAAUGACAUGAACCGGCACUUGCACGAGUACAUGGAGAUGUGCAGCAUGAAGCGGGGCUUGGACGUGCAGAUGGAGACCUGCCGUCGGCUAAUCACCCAGUCUGGAGACCGAAAGUCUCCUGCUUUCACUGCGGUCCCGCUUAGCGACCCGCCGCCGCCGCCGCCAAGCGAGACUGAGGACUCCGAUCGCGAUGUCUCAUCUGAUAGCUCCAUGAGAUAGGGACCUACCUCCAGCCUGGUGGCCUGGGGCCCCACCCUGCCGGGAACUCACAGAGGCAGAGGGGUGGGGGGUUCACAGAAGGGGAACGCCAUCCGUCCUGCCGCACCAAGCCUCGCCCCUGGGGACUGGGGCGCUCCUCCCUCGGGCUUCCUGCCUUAGUCCUUGGCCUUCAGGGUUCUGAGGUGUCUGGAGCGAGGCUCAGCCUGCCCUUCCCAGGUGACUCCCACCACAGCUGGGGCUCUCCUGCCUUCACGCGUGGGCGUCUGCUACUUCUCAUCUUUAAAAUGCUGCCAGAGCGAUCGUGGCCCCUUACUUUCUCCAUUGAGUAAGGAAUGUGAUUGUCAGAUCUUCCUUCCAUCUCUUGAGGCCUUGAGCCAGCUUACUGUCUUUGAUUCUGUACUGGUGCUAACUGGCCCAGGCACUGGUAUGAAGUGGAUUAGGCUGGUCCUUCCAGGGCUUGUGCAACACACAUGCAGUGGGAGAGGGCUUCCCUCCAAGGUGCAGGUGGAGGGAGGCGGGACCGGGCAGGGCGCGCUGUCCCCCCUUGCGUUGUCAUCCACCCGUGGAUGGCAGUGAUGGGGCUGUGACCCGUCCUUUAUGGAAGUGCCAUGCAUUGAAGGGGCCUCCGGUCUAGGCGGCUUCUGGAUCCGACUGGGUGCAGUACCGUGGAGGGAGAUGGAAGUUUCCCAAUGCUGAGUGGCAGAGAAAGAGGUGAAGCUACUUGUAUGUGUGUGUGCAUGUGUGGUGUGUGUGUGUGUGUGUGUACAUGUGUGCUCAGGGUCUCAGUUUCUUCAAGUAUCAGCUGAAGAUGUGCCUCCUCCGUGCCUGUCAUACACUGAGAGCAGCAGGCUGAGAUGUCCUGGACUUGGAAAAGCUUGGGAGAAACUGGGGAGCCGUGAAUGCGGACACGUCAGCAUAACUGCCUGAGGGAAGCUGUGCUGAGCGGACAUUUGAAUGGAGUCUUUAAUAAUAAUGAAACUGGCGAGUAUUUAUUGAA